Molecule: messenger RNA, 861 nt
Organism: Penicillium hordei
Lineage: Eukaryota; Fungi; Ascomycota; Eurotiomycetes; Eurotiales; Aspergillaceae
Product: formyltetrahydrofolate deformylase
Exons: 1
Coding region: 1-861 (286 amino acids)
Biological process (GO): 'de novo' IMP biosynthetic process
Molecular function (GO): formyltetrahydrofolate deformylase activity
Source: RefSeq, a predicted model, not a curated record
AUGGCUUCUAGCUUCAUUUUGACCCUUUCCGGCCCUGACCGCCCCGGUAUUGUCCACGCGGUCACUGCAUUCCUUGUGCAGAACAACCUCAAUAUUAUCGAUUCGUCGCAAUUCGGUGAUCCUGCCUCUAAACGCUUCUUUAUGCGGACACAAUUUGCGAUUGCAAGUGGAGAUGAAACCCCCGAACUCGAGAAAUUGCGCACUGCAUUCGAGCCUACUGCGCAGUCGUUCUCCCUCGACUUUGAGAUCAACCCCACUGUGAAGAAGCCCCGCGUGCUGAUCAUGGUCUCCAAGAUUGGCCACUGCCUCAACGACCUACUAUUCCGCCAAUCUACCGGCCAGCUUAGCAUUGAGGUGCCCUUAAUCGUUUCCAACCACCCAGACUUCGCUACCCUCGCGGCCACCUAUAAUAUCCCAUUCCACCACCUCCCUGUCACCGCGGAUACCAAGGCGCAGCAGGAGGCCCAGAUUUUGGAAUUGGUGAGCCAACACAAUGUUGAUUUGAUUGUGCUGGCCCGGUAUAUGCAGGUGUUGUCCCCAACCCUGUGUUCCGCCAUGUCCGGUCGCAUUAUCAAUAUCCACCACAGCUUCCUGCCCUCUUUCAAGGGUGCCAAGCCCUACCACCAAGCCUACGACCGCGGUGUGAAAAUCAUUGGUGCCACUGCCCAUUUCGUCACCAGUGACCUGGAUGAAGGCCCAAUCAUCGAACAGAAUGUUGUUCGGGUCAACCACGGCAUGAGCCCUAAGGAGCUGACCCAUGCUGGCAGCAAUGUGGAAAGCAACGUACUCGCCACGGCUGUCAAGUACGUGACAGAGCGCCGUGUGAUUUUGAACGGCCACAAGACUGUUGUCUUCAACUAA